AUGUGGCUGCGACCUCGAGCGAGCGAUGGCGCUGAUAGCAUCACCAACUACGUGAAUCCGGAGAAGGAGCUGAACGCAGGAUUGUGGUCUCUAUUUGCGGGCGCGACAGUAUUCUUGGGUCUACGGCUCUACUGUAAGAUCACUCGUCGCCAUGGGCUAUGGUACGAUGACUACAUUCUCAUUCUCGCAUGGAGUAUGCUGUUACUCACUGAUGCGAUGAUCUCGCAUCAAUACGCGACCGGCUACGUCCCGAAAAAUGGAUCGAAAUGGGAUGAUCGAAUGCACAUCUUGAUUAACAUCUCCUCUUGUACCAACGUCCUUGGCCAAGCUUGGAGCAAGACCGCAUUCGGUGUCACACUCCUCAAACUCACCAAUCGCUAUCAGCAAUGGAUCAUCUACUUUUGUAUAAUCACGAUGAACGUGUGGAUGGCUGUGAAAGUUAUCUUUCAGUGGGCAAAGUUGUGCGAUGAGAAGAGCUAUGACGUUUGGUACCGGCUUGAUUUUUGCAUCGACAAGACCUUCCGCGACGACUUCAAGGAAGCUGGAAACAUCUACAACAUUAUAAUGGACUUUGUCUUCGCAUUUUUUCCCUGGUGGAUUACCUGGAAGCUGGACAUGAGGAAAAGCGAGAAGAUAGGCCUUUGCAUCACGAUGAGCCUGGGAGUCGUUGUCGCGAUAGUUGCGGCUGUCCGCGUAGCCUGGAAAGACGAAGGCAACAAACGCGAUCCCUACUACUACCAACGUAACGGCAUAUCAAAUGUCUGGUACUCCUCCGAAGUCGCUGGCACGAUCCUCGUCCAAUGUAUACCUGUCUUGCGUCCCUUCCUUCGCGAAGUCCAACGCUCUUUCACUUCUAAGCGCCUCCCGUCCGAGAGCACCACACCCAACCGCAGCUGGGCCUGGACUGUCAGCAAAAAGCGAGAUAGCACCAUCUAUGACACCCCUCAGAUCCACAUGGACUUCAAAGCUCUUGAAGGCACCGGUGGGACCAACGGCCUAAACUUCGGCUUCAACGAGACCAAGAUUUCAAGCAACGCGGGGCUUGAGCUGGAAACCAUACGAGAACUGGAAAGCGAAGAGAAAGGGGGGAUUACUAGGGGCCGGAGCUUCAGAACGGUUACUUCGAAGCGGUCCGAGCAUCUUUUCUGA
Molecule: messenger RNA, 1149 nt
Organism: Paraphaeosphaeria sporulosa
Lineage: Eukaryota; Fungi; Ascomycota; Dothideomycetes; Pleosporales; Didymosphaeriaceae
Exons: 4
Coding region: 1-1149 (382 amino acids)
Source: RefSeq, a predicted model, not a curated record